Canariomyces notabilis is the source of this 675-nucleotide messenger RNA. RefSeq lists its product as uncharacterized. The transcript is spliced from 2 exons. Lineage: Eukaryota; Fungi; Ascomycota; Sordariomycetes; Sordariales; Chaetomiaceae. The coding region runs from base 1 to 675 and encodes 224 amino acids. The record is from RefSeq and is a predicted model, not a curated record.
AUGCACUUGCUCUCCCAAAUGGCCUGGUCUGCCGUGGCCUUGGCCUACAUUGGAACUGUUGGCGGCGCUGCCGACGUGGUGGAAAUCGACCUCGUUUUCCCGCGCAUGAACGAGACAAACGCGCCCACGGACAGACUGCCCGCCGUCUUUGCUGUUCAAAAUUUCGAGUUUGCGCAGAACCUCCGGCUCUUUAUUGCCUAUAUGAUACGGAACGGCACUAAUUCACCCUGCGACGAGCCAGACCUUGUACACGACUUCGAGCCCGGUAUCAUCGUCAACAGUACGAAUCGGGCUAUCAAGUUCACCAUCGAGGAUGGGGGGCAGGCGGUGGAACUCGUCGCUGCUACAGACAACGACAAAAGCUGUGACGAGGAAUUCGGGGUCUCCAUUAACGUCACCGACAAAAGCAUGGAAGUUCCUUCCUCGAGAAACUUUGACGGUGGGACUUGUGCUGUGCUGGCGUCCUCUACCCCGACCGUGAGCCCGCAUCCCUGCCAGGUUCAAAUCGACUCGGCCGCGGCCGCAAGCAUAUCAGCCUCGGUGGUCGCCGACCUCUGCGCCAGCUUUGACCCCCCGGCGGACUGCCCGAAGGACAAUACCGCCCGACGGUUGGCCGUUGCAGGCACGACAUGGUUAGCUGCUGCGUUGGCAGCGUUUGGUUACAUCCUGACGUGA